Molecule: messenger RNA, 12374 nt
Organism: Mus musculus (house mouse)
Lineage: Eukaryota; Metazoa; Chordata; Mammalia; Rodentia; Muridae
Gene: Psd3
Product: pleckstrin and Sec7 domain containing 3
Exons: 17
Coding region: 616-4485 (1289 amino acids)
Biological process (GO): regulation of ARF protein signal transduction
Cellular component (GO): ruffle membrane; cell junction; plasma membrane
Molecular function (GO): guanyl-nucleotide exchange factor activity
Source: RefSeq, a predicted model, not a curated record
CUGGAGUGUGCUUUGGGUCGUAGCUGUGCGAGCCAAAAGGUCCAGUUACCCUCUGGCUAGAUUUGGACUCCUCUUUCUCUAUCGCUCUCUCUUCAGAGGUAUCUCUUUCUGCAUUUAGUACUUCUGGUUUUAAAAAAAUCUUACUUCAUUCAUAAAUUUAUAUAAUCAGAGAGCUAACCAAGUCGGUUCUAUCUAUGUGAAAGAAGGAAGAAAGAGGUCCUGAGUCCCUUUGCAGUUGGGGAUUCCUAACUUGCUUGACUGCGUGUACAUUUCACACUAUUUGCUUGACAAGGGAGCCAAGACCAUGUGUUUCUCAUUCACGACUUGGUGUGCAGAAGAGGAGGAUGGCGAAGAAAAUAAUCUGAAGAUUUUUGAGGAGAGAAGAGACCGGGCUUUCGCUCUGUUGUGAAGUCUGCUGAGAUAAACAGCCAUUCACGCAUUCUGCAUUUUAAAUUCCAGGCACAGCCUGAAUCCCAAAGAGGAACUUCUCCAAGGAGCUGGCAGACUGAGCCUGACUGAUGGUAAAGCCAUGGGGCUGAGUCAUGUCUGCCUGCAGCUGCUGAGACACUGAGGUCUGAAACCCUGGCGAGGACUGGCUCUGCUCCCUUGGAGGAAAUGGCCGAGCAGCCUCAGCCACAGCAGAUGAAAACUUCCUUCCUUUUCAUCCAGCUGCAGCCCCCACCAACCCAAGCUACCCAAACUCUCCCCGCCCCUUCUCCAGCAACCGCAGUCGCAACAGCAGCCCCAGGGGGCCUGGAGGAGGGACACAUUUUCCCAAGUCCCAGAGCAAGCUUCUUCUCUGCUCCCUGGAACUUCAGAUGUACGCAGGGCUUAGCUCCAUCGCCUUCGAGUCUCCUGCCCGGGGAAGGCCCUGGAACACUGAGACCAGCUGCUUUCGAUUGCUACUCACUGAAGGAAAAGAAGGAAGAAACAGAGAAAUCUCAGAAUCUGCAUGUAAAGAGGAGUGGGGUUUGUGGAUCCCCACAUAGUAGGCGUUGCCUGGUCCCUGCUUCUAGGAAACUUGGCCUACCACAACAACUGCCAUGUAGGCUUGCUAGCCCAGCUCCUACACUGAAUGAUAGAAACAGCAGUCCUUCCAUAGGCUGGAAGCACCGGCCAGUCAUUUCUGCCCACGGGGACCUGUGGGAUAUGGACCCAGAAGCCAGGAAUGCCAUCGAAUUCUCAGUUCCACAAAGCACCCUGUCCUAUGCAGCUGACAGGGGCAAAAGGGCACUCCAGAGGAGAGGGACUGUAAACCAAGAGGUACUCCCAAAGAACUGUGAAGAAGACAUAGGUACCACAGUGCUGGCAACAAGGGCACAGCUCUUCAGAUAUUGCCCCACCAUUCAGAUCAGCCAGAGUUGCCUGGCCCCACCUGCUGCUGUGCCUCUCAAGGCAGAGCCGUUUGUUUGGGUUAACAGUGCAUCAGCACAUUCUCAGAGUGUUGCCAAGGCAAAGUACGAAUUUCUGUUUGGCAAGUCAGAAGAGAAAACUCCGGAUUCUAGUGAUCAUGGAGGAAGCACUUUACUCCCACCGACUGUCACAAAUGAAUUUCCAGAAUAUGGGACCAUGGAAGAAGGAGGGGAAGGCCUCAGAGCCUCUCUAGACUUUGAUGCAAAGUCUCCACCAUGCCGCUUGCCUGGGCAGCAGGCAGUCCACCUUCUUGCGGGACAAGACUCUAUACUUAACAGUGUUACAGAAGGACCAAACGACGCCCCACAGUGUCACCCUCAGGAACAAAGUUUACAACCCAUCGACUCUUUAAUUUCUGCUCUGAAAGCUACGGAAGCCAGAAUAGCUUCAGGAACAUUUCAAGCUACAAAGGUACUGGACAAAGAUGCUAACUUUUCAGUUUACCAGGUGGAUAAAGAACUGAGUACUGCCAGUCAUAAGCCACAGAGAGCCCAUAGAACAUUUCCUGUUGGCCCAGGAAAAUCACCAGAUAUACCUCUUUCAGCGGAAGUACCAACGGAGGAAAACUUGUCUUUGCACAUCCAGGAGGAUCUGUCUGCACUCUUACCUGAAGAAGCUCAAGCACAUCGGUCCCAGAUAACUAAUUACAGGAGGCAGGGGCCUCUCCGUGUGCCAGAGUCAGCAUGUCCUGUGUCCUCAAGCUCAGCAGGGAGCCAUAACCCUGUGGACAGAGUUGGUGCUUUAAGAGAGCAGAGGUCUGACCUUGGAAGAGAGCACCCUAGAGGCUAUGAUCGGGGAGGCUCCAUGGGGCGCCAAGGCCGGAUCAAACAUGUAGAAUUUCAAGGAGUAGAGAUACUGUGGACAGGAGAGGAGGCUGAGAGCCGACAUCCACCAGAAAGGACAGCCUCGCCUGUGAGCAAGGAGUUUGCCAAACGGCCAAGUCAUUCUAGCCCAGCUUGUGGUGUGUGUAGCACCUCCACUCAUUUAACUGGGGAUGUUUGGGAUGAAACUUGCAAAGCCCCUUCCGAAAGGCCGGGCACAAGCGCAGGCACACUGUCCCCUAUGCCUCUCGGUGAGAGUGGAGAGGAUGACGUCUUUCUGAGAGAAAGCAAAGAACACCUUGAGGAGAACUUUGCUAUACAGGGAGACAAAGAAAGGAUUCUCGAUCAAGAGGAGCACCUUAGGGGAGAUGAUGAUAUUCUUGGGCCUGGAUAUACGGAGGACUCCACUGAUGUGUACAGCAGCCAAUUCGAAACUAUUUUGGACAACACUUCCCUAUACUACAGUGCAGAGUCAUUAGAGACACUGUAUUCGGAACCGGAUAGCUAUUUUAGCUUUGAAAUGCCGCUUACUCCAAUGAUACAGCAGCGCAUUAAAGAAGGCGGUCAGUUCUUGGAGAGGACCUCUGUGGGAGGACAGCAUGAUGUGCUGAGUGUGUCAGCAGAUGGUGGGAUAGUGAUGGGCUAUUCUGCAGGGAUCACCAACGGAUUGCACGAUUCUGCCAACUCUGUCUACACCAGAGGCCCUCAAGAGAUUGCCUUCUGGGGAAGUAGGGACCGUUGCUUUGCUGAGGGGAAAACAACAGGAGUAGAUGCUGGUUCUGAAAUGGGGAGCACUGACAUUCUGGAAAAGGAGACCACAGAAAGUCUCAGCAAUGGGACCAACAGCAAUGUGGAAGCAGCUAAAAGAUUGGCCAAACGCUUGUAUCAUCUAGACAGAUUCAAGAGAUCGGACGUUGCAAAACAUCUAGGCAAAAACAAUGAAUUUAGCAAGCUAGUUGCAGAGGAGUAUCUGAAGUUUUUUGAUUUCACGGGGAUGACGCUGGAUCAGUCUCUCAGGUAUUUUUUAAAAGCAUUUUCUCUUGUGGGAGAAACCCAGGAGCGUGAGAGAGUAUUAAUACAUUUUUCCAAUAGAUAUUUUUCUUGUAAUCCAGACACUAUCACCUCAAAAGAUGGAGUUCAUUGCCUCACCUGUGCUAUGAUGCUGCUCAACACAGAUCUGCAUGGCCAUAAUAUUGGAAAGAAGAUGACUUGCCAGGAGUUCAUUACAAAUCUCCAAGGAGUAAAUGAAGGUGGGGAUUUCUCCAAGGAUCUUCUGAAAGCUCUGUACAACUCAAUCAAGAACGAGAAGCUUGAAUGGGCAGUAGAUGAUGAAGAGAAAAAAAAAUCCCCCUCAGAAGGUACUGAUGAGAAGGCUAAUGGAACGCACCCAAAGACUAUCAGUCGUAUUGGGAGUACAACGAACCCAUUUUUGGACAUUCCUCAUGACCCGAAUGCUGCUGUAUACAAAAGUGGAUUUUUGGCUCGUAAAAUCCACGCAGACAUGGAUGGAAAGAAGACUCCAAGAGGAAAGCGAGGAUGGAAAACCUUUUAUGCUGUCCUGAAGGGAACCGUUCUUUACUUACAGAAGGAUGAGUAUAAGCCAGAGAAGUCUCUGUCCGAUGAAGACUUGAAGAAUGCGGUGAGUGUGCACCACGCUCUGGCGUCCAAGGCCACUGACUAUGAGAAGAAGCCGAACGUGUUUAAACUCAAGACUGCGGACUGGAGGGUCUUGCUUUUCCAAACCCAGAGUCCAGAGGAAAUGCAAGGCUGGAUAAACAAAAUUAACUGUGUGGCAGCUGUGUUUUCUGCACCGCCUUUCCCAGCAGCCAUUGGCUCUCAGAAGAAGUUUAGCCGCCCACUUCUGCCAGCCACUACAACAAAAUUAUCCCAGGAGGAGCAGCUGAAGUCCCAUGAAAGCAAGCUGAAGCAGAUCACCACUGAGCUGGCUGAGCAUCGCUCAUAUCCCCCAGACAAGAAGGUCAAAGCCAAGGAUGUUGAUGAGUACAAGCUGAAAGACCACUAUCUGGAGUUCGAGAAAACCCGUUAUGAGAUUUAUGUCAGCGUUCUGAAAGAAGGAGGCAAAGAGCUCCUGACUACCGAUGGAAAUGAGCCCGUGGGACUGAAGAAGUCACACUCAAGUCCCUCCCUCAACCCAGAUGCAUCUCCAGUCACUGCCAAGGUCAAGCGCAACGUGUCAGAGAGAAAAGACCACCGACCUGAAACACCGGGCAUUAAGCAAAAAGUUACUUAGAAUCCAUCCGCGGCCAGGAGGUGCUGGUCAUGGAACAAAAUAGGGUUUUUCAAGAUCUUUCUGGUAAUCCGUGAAUAUAUUUAAAAAACAGUCUGUGACUAAACGGUGCAUUAGUAACCUUUUCUAUUAUAUAUUUUUGUUAGUUUCUGUACAGGUGUCUUUGCUCUUGAGUUCCUUUGCUUUGAUGAUUUGGACAACUUUAUAACUAAUGCACCUUUUGUGAGGAGGAGGAGGAGGGCUACAGAUCCUUUCUCUUCGGCUUUCUCUUAUUUGCACUUCUAUACAGUUAUUUUGUGUAUUACCAAUCAGUUGUUGUAUUUUUUUUUAGGUUUAAAUUUUUAAUCCAUUGUGAAACCCAUAACUGGACAAGCAUUGUGCUUUUAGUAAAUCCUAGACUUUACAUGUGAAAUCCUGCCCAGUCACGGAGGUGAAGUUGAAAGUUCAUAGUUGCUCACAUGAAAAUGGCAGCGCUGGGAGUCGAGGUGUCCCAAGAUAGGACACUUCUGCGUUCUUCCUGGCACCUGUUGUUGGUGCUGGACACAGGACAAAAGGGAGCACGAGGAUGACAGGACUGGAGACCUUAGGGAGGCACAGGAGUUUGUCUCAGGUGUGCAUUCCAUUCCAGCCAUGCAAGGGAAUUCAGAAGUGGAGUCAUCUUGCUUGAAGGGAGCCUGAGGAUGGCUUGAUCCCGAGCCACUUUUGUUUUCUAAAGGCUGGUGGCAGUAAUCAGCUCUUUGGAACUGUAGCAGUAGGAUGUAUGGUCUUCUAUAGAAAUGUUACCUCACUCCCAUGGAAUCUAGACUAGGAAUCAAAAUCAUCUCUGUGAUUGAUACCUUUCCAUCCAGGAAUAGAUUCAUUUAACAUAGAUGUACAGGCAUAGAUCAUGUCCUGGUUGAAACAAAACAAUGUUGGAAAUGAAUACCACCUUCCCCCACACAUACUCUUCUCUUUCUUUUCUAUAUCAAGACAAAUAAGGAGCAACACAGAUGCAGUUCUUCAUCAAGAUCAGGCCAUCAGACGGGCUAUGAAAUCAGUCUGAUCACAGUGACCGAGGAUGGAGGGGUCUGAUGUAUGAGCAGCGUCUUAGCUUAUUCUCAUCUCCACCUCUACAGCGGUCUUGCUAUGCCACUAUUAAGAUUGCUCCUGGAAUUACUUGUAUACAUUUAAUCUUAUUUUUUUCCUGCAUUCAAAAUGGUUUCACUUUACAGUCAAAGCAGUCCCUUUACAAUUUAAAGUAUUAAGUAGAGUAUUGUCUGUAGAGGAAGAAAAAGGCGUAAAAGGUGAACUUCCUCUGUGGCUGAAAACUGUCCAGUUUCCAGCCUUGAAACUGUAUUCUCUAAAACUACUAUCUUCCCAUCAAAAUAUCUUCAAAAACUAACAGGAUGACAUUUAGAUAUUCUUUAUUCUCCUUAAAUAUUUCCUCUAUUUCGACUUGGUUAGUUGAAGGUACUAUGACCAGAGAAUCAGCUGCUCUUGCAUGAAUAGCAUGAUUCUAGUAAGUUAGAGUAAGCCUGUUAAAAAAUCCCGGUAGUUUAUAGAGACAUCUCGUUAGGAUGUACUAGCAUUUAGUCACAGGACUGUGUGUUAGCCUGUACUUCUUUCACCUCUGUACAUGCCCACCUUGCUUGUGCCCCGGAAUAGUAACACUUCUCUCCAAUACGGUAGCUGCUUGCUUCAUGGUAUUUUGCCACACUAUUGGAAAAACUUCCCUAAACUUCUAUCUUGUUUAAGUAAAGGCAGUGAUUUAAUUUAUAUCUCAGAACCAUGAAGCGAAUAUGAUAGUUAACAUUGUGGCUCCAUAUACCUGAACUAUUUCAUAGCAUCCUAGUGAAUCCAAUAUUCCCCAAGCAAGUUGCCUUUCUUCUAGAAGGUGAACUAUCACUGUCUGCUUUUUGCCUAAGUAUUUGUAAUCCCUGAAGGGAAAGGUACCAAGACCUUGGAGUCUUGAGCAUCAUCUUAGAGCAUCAGUAGCUGAACAGUUAACAUGUCUAAAUGUGUUUGUCCACAGUGUGUGCUAUAUGUAUAGAAUGUUUGUGUGUACUUAUGUAGAGUAUCUAAUAUACAUUGAAUGGUACCUUGCUGCAGAGUUUCUGACAUGGAGAAUUGUCUAGGACUACCCUUAGCAUUAGCUCUGCCACUGUUCCUGUUACAGGACUCACUAGUGUUGGCUCUAGAGCUUCUGGACAUGCUUAUAGAUAAUCAGAUCACAAAGGCACUUUUAAAGCUGUGGACUACUCUGUCUACAUCAUUUAUCUUGAAAAAUAACUGAAGCAGUCUUUUGUGAGUCAGAAUCCCAGCCUGCCCUAGUGUAAUGCUGUCUACCUUUGGGGAUAGGCUAAAAAUGUGUCUUCCCUGAGGCCUCUGGAAGGAUGCUGCAUUCUCAGAUCUGAUGGGACUCUAAGAGUCUGGCCCAUAGUCAGCCCCAUUUCUCCCACAGUAUUGAUUCCUAAGAAAUGGAAGGUGGUCCAUUGAACAGCUCUGCUAAGCCUGUUGCCCAGUACACGGUACCGGGAGCUCUUGUCCCUUUCCUUUCCAUGGUACUUCAUCCUGUCCCUCCUAUACCUACUGUCAUCCCUACCUCGGUGCCCUGGAGUCUUGGAAUUCCUCUCCAUAUGAUAAAGCAUUAUUUAUCUUACAUUAAUACCUUAAAGGAUGGUUCUUAGUAUUGAAAAUAUGAACAAGACAUCAAAAGACUUUGAUGAUAGUCUUGUUGAAAAACUGACCAUUGAAGUACCCCUUGUAUAAAAUCUGUGUGUAUCUUGGGCUUCACCCCUACCCCCACAUGCUAGCUUCUAAAAAGAUUUACCAGGAACCCAGUUUUAAAAAUUCUACUUAGAGUCCUUGUUUUAUUGGUAUAUCGUUAGCAUUUCUGAAAAUGUUUUUCUAAAAGUCUAUAUAAUUUAUCUAACUCUUAGUAAUGCCUAAUUAAGUCAACUGUUACUUAUUUAUGUUUCCAUUAUUCCAAAGGAAACCAGCAUGUAGAAGACUCCUCUGGUUGAAAUAGCUUAUAGGUUAUAUGUAACUUUUUAAAAUUGUGCUUAGAUAGAGCCAUUUUCUCAUGCAACGAUCUUGUAUAGUGUGUAAGGUGCUCUGUGCCCCUCUGUUUUUUCCCCUCAUCCUGAAGGUAAGGACUAUUUCCAAGGCAAAUGUAGUGUAAGGGAAUUGGUUCUGAAAGAGGAAAACUUACUGGUUUUCAAGGCCCAGCUAGGGUUGUGUUCUAAUCUCCUUGGGAAGUUGAGAGCAGGAAGGUACAAAGGUUCUUCUUCGCCUUCUGCCCCUUUAUCAUGUAAAGAACAAGGAUGAAGGACCAUGCUCUGAAAUAAGAAAAGACCGUCCUGAAAUACUCAUCAUCUGUCUUUUUUAUUAGAAGUCAAUUUUCCAUUGUCUUUCCAAAUAAGAGAGACCUUAGAGGAAGUUAGCUGAACAUGGAAAUUUAAUUCUUUGGCUUUUUUUUUCUAUUAAUCAUCAGUUCAACCUUGCUUGGCAUUAAGUUUGUUAGUUCUGAACACCUAAGUAUUUGUGGCUUAGCUAUUAUGGAUACAAGAUAUUUUUCAGACCAGCAGCCACGUUCCUGGUUUUGGCAGAAAAUGAUAGUGUUGUAGUUCAAGUAGCAGUGUAUUUUCCCUAUAAAGCUCACACUAGCACCGAAGCAGAAUCAUAGCAUCAGUUAAACAUAUACUGCAGUUCAAGAAUGAUAAUGCAUCUUGGGGUCUGAGGCAUAUCAGCUCUUGUUUCAGAGCAUCUGUGUUACUCAGACAGAAACAGACCAGACAGUUUUACAGGCUCCAGCACCUCUUUCUUACCUUCAUUCACCCAGGCCAGGCAGCUGGUAAAUUAGCAGAAGUCUCGGCACCCAUUUGACAUCCGUUGUCAUCAUGCCUUCCAGAGGACUCUAUCAAGCCACAAAAACUAAUCCCUGGCAUAUUACAGAGGUACUUUGUCACUGCACUUCCUUUCAGACUCCAUUUCAUCCUUCAUACUUAACAGGACUGAUAUCUGAGGUCAUUCUCAUUCUGUAUCUAUAGUGGGCAUCUUAUAGCAGUUGGCUCAUUGCAUGUGGAGAGAAUGUCAGUAAAUACUUGAAUCUGCAUGGCAGUUUGCUGACGUGUAUGCAAGAGCAAGGAGCGAGGAAUGCAGCAAGUUACUUGUACAUACAGUAGGUUUCCUUAGGUCUUGUGGGCACAUCCCUUGUAAUUUAUAUGUAUAUCUGUUGUACUGAAGCAUUUGGGGAAAUACUUGUAUAGAAAGUAUGUAUGUCAUAUGUCAAAGGAAAUGCUUUCUGUCCCCUGCCAAUGUUGUAUUUGUGGGUAUUUAUAGUUGUAUGUAUGUAUGUACAUCAAUGUGUAGAUUGUGUAUCAGUAUAUGGUAUAUGUAUGUUGAAAUUAUUUUUGUCUUUUAGCAACCAGUAUAAUAUGAAAAGAAAGUUUAAAAACCUCAUAGGAAUGACUAUAUAGUACAGUUGUUGAGAAUUCAUACAGUGGUAUCAUUUUAUUAAACUUAAAUUCAAAUGAUAUUUUGAUUAAAUUUUUAGUAAGACUUUACACUAGAAAAUUCCAUCUUUAAGCUUUGAAUUACCAGGGCAAAAAAAAAAUGACUUUAAACUAAACUUGUGAAUCUAUUGAAGUGUACAGUGUGCAAUACAGUGAGAACUCAUUAUAAUAUAGGAAAUACAGCAGAAGUGGAGGGGAAAUCCAGCCUGGGCCGUCUUAGCAACUUUAGUAUUAAGAGCACUUAAAAAUAAAGUUGAGCUGAUAACUUAGGGCUUAUUACAAAAGGUGAUGCUUUCAAGCUCACGUUCUUUAUUGUUGUAAUUAGUCCAGAAAAAAAUACAUAGCUUUCUGAAGAACUAAGUAACUACCCAGUGUAUCUUCUAUGUGCUGGUGUGUAUUUUAGAGUAGAUCACUCUCCUGGUGCCGCAUCUUUACCCUCUUUGAUACAAAAGAAUAUCACAGAUACUGAAGUCUAUCAGGGCAUCCCAAGAUCGGGUACUGUAUUCCAGGUUUGCAAUUGCACAAAUUAACAGCUAGUGUUGUAGGUAAAAGGACUUAAGGAACAGGUUAGACUUUAUUUAAUAUUUUUAUACUUCAAUCUCUUUUUUCCUGACUCUCCCCAAAGAAGAGCCACUGGCCUUAGUUGUUUAAUGUUAUUGCUUAUAUUAUAAAGUGUAAAUAGUAACUAAAGUUUUAUUAACCAGCAUGUUUGGUAUAUUUAAAGCAGUGACUGAGUGUGUUUGAGUGUGUGGUUGAGUGCAGUGCCUGUUGGAAUGCACUGCCUCAUGUCUCCAUGUCUGAGUCAGAGAAUUAGAAGUGUGGGGUCUCAGACUCCACUUCAGCUCCAGGCUACAGUCCUGUAUUGGCAGUUACACUUGAGUUUAGUUUUUUAUUAACUCCUCAGUCUCAAACUAUUUUUUAUAAAUUAUAUUUCUCGAUUUGGUUUUAUGUGUGAUCGGCUGGCUCUGUGGAUAAUCAGCAGGGCUUCUGCAAGAAUAUUUCCUUCUAAGAAUUCCCUGGGAUUUGCAGAAAACAGCCAUCGAUUCAUAAAUUGAGUAGUAGAACUAAGGUAUGUUUUAGGUCGUAGCUACUUGAAAAGUUUUAAUUUUAAUAUGAAGCCAUGAAAGUUGUAAAGCCAAGUAAUCAUUUGACAUGGAUAAUAAUAUUCACACUAGAGAGUAUAUAUGCACAUUAAAUUUUUAUGUCAUUAGAAUACUUUUUUAAGCUUUAGGAAUAAGAGUAAUUAGACCAAAUUAAAGUGCAGGGGUGAGCUGGCUGUUUUCCACCUGGAGUAGUCAUGUAUUAUUAAAUCUUCAACUAAGAGAUGCAAAACUGAGUAACUAACUGCUCCCUUAGGUGUUUAAGGAGAAGAUUGACAGGCAUAGAACCUCAUCUGUGUAUGUACACACACACACACACAGAGAGAGAGAGAGAGAGAGAGAGAGAGAGAGAGAGAGAGAGAGAGGACGAGAAAAAAGUUUUAAGCUAUACAAAUGUAUUAUCUUAAGACACCAAGGGCCAGAGUAUUCUAGAGGUGAUGAAUGGAGGCAGUGGAAACUGUAUCAUAGAUGUAUUCCAAGAACCAGGGGAAAUGAUGGAGUGCUGGUGUCUGACUCUGAGAGAGGGCGGGGACGGAUGCUGCGUCCUGCUAGUGGAUACCAACUUGAAGGAAUUCUUGUGACCCAUAGGCAGUGACUCCAGAAUCCCCCACUAGCACUCUGCAGAUCAUUUCUUUCAGAGGAGAGUGUAAAUGGAGAAGCCAUAUUACCUUCAGAGCCCAAGGUGUGGUUUGCCUGCCAUGGCUUCUCAGAUGUAGGUGAAAGAGUUUGCACUGAACUGUGCUAAAACAGCGGAGCGUUGUCCACAGGCCAGGAUCUUCAGGAUGAAAACAGGCUGGAACCCAAACACAAUGCACUUUUGCAGGGGAGAGCUCAGCUCUGAUAAUAAGCAUGUUGACUUCAAUUUGGAAAGCACUGGUGAAUGGAGAGAACUUUGGAGGUUCACUUAGAGUUCCCCCAUUGGUCUAUAUCAGUCUUUGAACCCACCCUCAAGUCCCAGCCUCAAGGCUCAAUGAAAAAUCUCAUGGCAGGUGUGAGGCUCACUGCUCUGGGUGUGAGGCUAGGGCAGUGGAGAGCAGGGUGAUCUUACCUCGCAGAAGCGUCCCCUUGGCCUUCUUCUCCACUUGGGCUUCUGCUCAGCAGCAGGAAUAUUCCGGGUUCCAGGUUCAUUAGGAAUCCAGCUGUCCCAGUGGCUUGACCCUGUUUAGGCAAGAUAUCAGCUCUGAGGGUGACCCGGUCACAGAGGAAGGCAAGUUUGACAAGAUCCUGCAGUUUGAAGCAAAACUGUGUUUUGUCUUUUUCAAGAAACAAAUGGGCGCAUUGAGUUUUGGUCAGUGUCAGAGGAUAUCUUUCUCUUUGCUCCCAGAUUUCCAGAAAUGGAUAAUGUUUUCAUUUCUGUGGGAAGGGUCAAGAAACAUAAAAUUGCUCAACAGUGCUCAGCUCCCUGAGAGUUGUUGAGCGAAGGCCGACAUGCCUCCCUGCAUCCUCUUCUACCUCAAGUUUUUGGAACUGAAUUCUGGGACAGAAAUUUACACAAGAAGCCAUGUUGCCAGCCCUGGUUACUGUGGGAUGCACAUUGGGAUGACAGUCUUUAUCUUUAAGAUAAACAGGAGCUGGGCUUUGACAGCCUACUGCCCAGUUUAUAUCUACUGUAGUUUCAAAUGAUUGGCAAUGCAUAGCAUUCCUUACCUUCAAAGUUUUCUCCAUUGGUCAUUUCUGUAUCACUGCGGUUCUGGUGUCAUAUGCCCCUGCAAAUUGUGAAAGUAGUUAGUGACAAAAUACCCCCCCCUUUUCAGUGGCCAAACGGUCAGCUGUAGCCGACCUGGGAAAGCUAGUGGUACCACACCAUGUACUGAAAACCUGUUCCUUAUCACACACUAGACUCAAGAAAUGCCACCUCUGAAUGGUGCCAUUCAAGGUGAUAGUGGUUUGAACGGAACAGUAAUCUAUGUGGAUAUUGUUAAAGUGUUUAAAGAAUAUUUUGAAAAUUAAGUUUACAUUUUACAAUUGCUUUAUUUUUAUUGAAAUAAUUGUAUAUAGCUAUUACCCUAUUUCCCUGUUAUUAAAGGUAACCCUUGCCUUGAAGACAAGUGGGCCAGCGGAUAUGUAUAGAAGAUGUGAUGUAGACAAGUAUCUUUCUCUAUUGUGUAAAUGGUCAUGAAUAUAACCGUCCCUGGAUUUUUAUAAGUUGAGGGCAUUUUGUUGUUUUACGACAACAAAAUUUAUUGCAUUUGAAAUGGUUUUUAUGUAAUAGAAAUCAUGCAAACAGUGAAGGAUUAUAAAAUGGUAUAUGUAAAUGUAUAAACUUUAGAAAGAAAUAAAUACAACAAAUUUCAAUCAU